CGAGCCCCGCCUAGGGCUUCCAGACCUUGCUCCCUGAACACUCGGAGGUGGCGGUGGAUCUUACUCCUUCCAGCCAGUGAGGCUCCAGCAAUCUUCUCCGUGCCUCCCCCCGCGCCUGUUGGUUGGAAGUGACGACCUUGAAGAUCGGCCGGUUGGAAGUGACGACCUUGAAGAUCGGCGGGCGCAGCAGGGUCGAGGGGGCGGGCCUGGCGCUAGGUCCCGCCCCUGCACACUAGGAACCCCAGAGGAGGUCGCAAGUGCCCAGCUGAGGCCUGUCAGCAGAAUCCACACCAACCAGCAUCAUGUCCAUGACACUGGGGUACUGGGACAUCCGCGGGCUGCCCUACUUGAUUGAUGGGACUCACAAGAUCACCCAGAGCAACGCCAUCCUGCGCUACAUUGCCCGCAAGCACAACCUGUGUGGGGAGACAGAAGAGGAGAAGAUUCGUGUGGACAUUUUGGAGAACCAGGCUAUGGACGUCUCCAAUCAGCUGGCCAGAGUCUGUUACAGCCCUGAUUUUGAGAAACUGAAGCCAGAAUACUUGGAGGGACUUCCUACAAUGAUGCAGCACUUCUCACAGUUCCUGGGGAAGAGGCCAUGGUUUGUUGGAGACAAGAUCACCUUUGUAGAUUUCCUCGCCUAUGAUGUCCUUGACCUCCACCGUAUAUUUGAGCCCAAGUGCUUGGACGCCUUCCCAAACCUGAAGGACUUCAUCUCCCGAUUUGAGGUGAUGCCCCCAUCCUCCUUUCUCUUUGAUGCCCCUUGUUCCGUUACCUCCUUUGAGAUGCUUUCCCAGUCCUGGAGCUACACAAAAAAUAACUUGCAUUUAUUGAGUGCUGGCUUUGUGCCAGGAACCGUGCCCAGCACAUUAUACCUAUUGUGUGGAUUGUGAACUUUACAACAUUCCUAUAGGGUGACAGAAUUAUCUUGCCCAUUUUAGAAAUAAGGAAACUGAGAAUGAGACGGUCAGGCCUUUGCUCAGGGUCCCAGAGCCAGUGGAGACUGUGCUGGGCUCCCUGUGAGCCUCUGGAUCUAUGGGCGGCAGUCAGGGCUCUCCCUUUUGUGACAAAAGGAAAAAUCCUCAGGCCUCAUCCAGCCUGGGUUUCACAACCCAGGACACUUUGGAAGAGGCAGAGAACUUUAGGAGCAUGGAUGCAGCUGGCAAUAGUAGGACGGACACACCGUGGCAUUGAUGUCGAGUACGAAACCCACAGGCAGUAUUCAUAGCUACCCCCAGAAGCUAUGCACGAUCGGACCCCCAUGUGGAAAAUCCUGAGAGCCAGAGCUGUGGCUGGAGCUGGAUUAGGCUAUAUAUGUGGGUGCCCCGUUGAAGGAGUGUGUGUGUUGAAGUGCUGUGUGCUGGGGCAGUGUCCUUCCUUAUCUUUCUUCCUCUCUUUUUUCCCUGCAAUGUUCCAACUGUUCCCCCUGUGAGAUGAGUAGCACACUGAUUUUACUCCUAUUCACCGACCUUCUCCUCUGCAUGAGGCAGGGUGUGAGGCAGAGUGGGAGAUGCAUAGAUGACCGCCCCAUCCUGGAAGUGAGUGCAGUGAGAGGCCUGCAGUGCAGGCAGAGCAGCCUGUGAGGUGUGUGUGGCACCACCUGGGUAACGGGGCCAGGGCCUGCCCCCACUCAUGGGGAACCGUCUCACCCGUGCUGAACUUGUUUGAGAGCAGCAAAUCCUACUUUAGUACAGAUUUGGGAAUUUGAGGCAUUAGUCCAACAAGUUUUUCAGCCUAGAAUUUGUUUUCCUUUCCCACUCCCCAUCAAGAGAUCUGGUUACUCAGCUAGUUCCCAUCAGCUCUGGCUCUGGUCCCGGCUGAGUGGCCUUGGGGUUAUGUAAGAGGUGGUGGGAGGGGAGGAGAGCUGAGGGCUGCAGCAUAGGGUCCACCUGGGCAUGGCCCUUUGGGAAUAGGCAGCCCUGGCUCUGAAUCCUUAGAAAUUACACGGCCAUUUGAUCCUGGGAAGAUCGUGCAGAGCACACCUGAGUGUCAUACAGCCUGGUCUGUGGUAGUGGGGUUGGAGAUGAGGUGGGUUAGGGCACAGUGGUAUUUAGCUCAGGUACCAGGUGGGGAGGUUUAGACUUUCUGCUUUACAAGGAAUGAUUAGAGCCUGGUCUGACCUUUCUUUUGCUAGCCCAAUGCACCUUGUCCACUUUCAUCCAGGUUUUGCUGGCUCCUUGGGUGAGAUCUGGGCCCUCUUCCAGGCUGCACGGACAUUUUCAGAUGUCCCCUCUGUGUGUGCAAACCUAGGCAAGCCAGGAACCUCCCCGUGAAACAGGAGAAUGUUGUGCAGUCAGAGAGCAAGAGGACCUCCUGAGGGAUUUGGGGGAGGAUGCGAAUUUGGCAGAAAGAUGCCAGAACUGGAGAGAGACAGAACCAGGCUACAUUGCAGCUCUGUCCCCCUUACUAGCUAUUUGAGUAUGAGGUAGUUGCUGAACUUCUGUUUCCCACAUGAGAAAUGGUGAUAAUAGAUUCAGCCUUGCAGAAUAGUCAAGUGGAUUUUCGAAGCUUAUGUUGUAAUUUCUCUUGGAUAUAGACCACCCAGCACAGUGUAGAAUCUUCAUAAGUGGUAGCUGUUAUUAUGGUAUGACAUUAUUUCAAGGAAAUUGGAAGAGUUAACUCUGCAGAUCUGGGGACCAUAAGAGGCUAUGUGAUGCCUCAGCACUGGAGCCCAUGUGGAAAGGCUGUGGCCAGGGCCCUGACCUGCUGUGUCUGCAGUGGGGUUACCCCAGCCCUCAUGGGUAGCUGACCUUGAGCUCUGGCCUUAUUUUCUCCCA
Molecule: messenger RNA, 2777 nt
Organism: Piliocolobus tephrosceles (Ugandan red Colobus)
Lineage: Eukaryota; Metazoa; Chordata; Mammalia; Primates; Cercopithecidae
Gene: GSTM4
Product: glutathione S-transferase mu 4
Exons: 5
Coding region: 303-893 (196 amino acids)
Biological process (GO): glutathione metabolic process
Molecular function (GO): glutathione transferase activity
Source: RefSeq, a predicted model, not a curated record